Chelonus insularis is the source of this 3189-nucleotide messenger RNA. RefSeq names its product RNA-binding protein 4F (gene Rnp4F). Gene Ontology annotation, molecular function: protein binding; RNA binding. Gene Ontology annotation, biological process: RNA processing. Lineage: Eukaryota; Metazoa; Arthropoda; Insecta; Hymenoptera; Braconidae. The coding region runs from base 511 to 3177 and encodes 888 amino acids. The record is from RefSeq and is a predicted model, not a curated record. The transcript is spliced from 4 exons.
UAAUUGUCGGCCAUACACAUUUUUAAGUAAACAUUCAAAAAAGAUCGAAGAUUUCCGAGAAUUCACGAAGGAGUAGAAUACCUCUUGCCUCCUGAUACUGCGUGGAUAUCAUAGAAAAUUACCCGUGCGGCAAUAUUAUAUGGCCGUACACGGGACGGGCGCCUUGAAUCUGAUUAGUCUUGUAAAGCCGGAUAGAUAUUCAUUUAUUUGUGAGUGAAGUUCAUUGUUUUUAGCUCAACAAUUCAAUUAAUUUUCACAACGGUGACAGUAAUUAAGAGAAACUAGGAUAAAAUAAGUCAAUUAAUUUAACAUGAUAUCAAUCGGCAAGAAAUGAACGUAUUUCAAAUAAGAGAGAAGCUGUAGAUUUCGUACUUUUGUUUACACUUAAAUACGUGUGAGACGGGGGCAUUAAUUUUAGGUUGUUAUUAUAGUUCAAUUCGUACUAAGAAAGUUUCACUAGUAAUCAAAACAUUGAAGUGAGUAUAUACUUUUGCCGGGAAAAUAAAAGAAAUGGAUCAAAUGGAGGAGGAUGAUAAAAAAUCCUUAGAAAUCAGUGAGAAAGAGUUGAUGGAAGAAGAAGCUGAGAAGUCAGAUCAAUCCAACGAACUCAGUGAUAAUCCUGAUAACGAUGAAGCUGAAGAUUCUGAUAAUGAUGAUGACGACGAUGAUAAGGCAGACGAACUUGAGGUUAAAAAGCUAGAGGCUAUUUUAGCUCAAAAUCCUUUCGAUUAUAAUACUCACGUACUAUUGAUUUCAAAGCUUCAAAGUAUGGGUGAACUUGAAAGGCUACGUAAAGCUCGAGAAAACAUGAGCUCAAAAUACCCAUUGACUUCUGAACUUUGGUUAUCAUGGCUUAGAGAUGAAAUGAAACUUGCUGUGACUUCUGAAGAAAAAUCUGCACUGGUAAAUCUUUUUGAAAGAGCCAUAAAAGAUUAUUUAUCAGUAGAAGUGUGGCUAGAGUAUCUCCAAUUUAAUAUUGGUUCUGUAGCAAGCAGUGGAACUUCAAUGAAUUCUGUGAGAGAUUUAUUUGAACGGGCAUUAACUUCAGCUGGGCUUCAUGUGACAAAAGGUGCGAUUAUUUGGGAAGCAUAUCGAGAGUUCGAAAAUGUUCUAAUUGGAAUGACAGCUGAUGAGGCAGAAAAAGUAGAGCAAAUUAAUCGAGUUGGUAACUUAUUUCGUCGCCAAUUAGCUUGUCCUCUUUUAGAUAUGGAAAAAACAUAUGAGGAAUAUAAAAUUUGGAAAUCAGAUUUAGGAAAAGAUUCUAAUAUUGAUGAUAAUAUAGUUUCUUUGGGAUAUAAUCGUGCUCAUACUGAUUUAAACUCUCGUCUUCCUUAUGAAGAAAAAAUUAUUUCUUAUCAGUCAGAAUCAGAACUCUUUGAUUAUUAUAAAGCCUAUCUAAAUUAUGAAAAACAACAUGGCGAUCCAGCCAGAGUUAGUAUUCUUUUCGAACGUGCAGUUGCUGAUUUAAGUCUUCAUAAUAAACUUUGGGAAGAUUAUUUGAAUUAUCUGGAUUCAACAAUUAAAAUGGAGUCUGUUUUAACUUUAGUAUAUGAAAGAGCAACCAGAAAUGUUCCUUGGUGUGCCGAAAUAUGGAAAAAGUGGAUGAGAUCUAUGGAGAAAUGGGAAAAGUCCUUGUUAGAGAUCCAAAGUAUUCUAGAAAAUGCUCUAGAAGCAGGAUUCACUACUGCUGAUGAUUAUCGAAAUAUUUGGUUAGUUUUUCUAGAAUAUUUAAGAAGACGAGUUGUCUUGGCAACUAAAGAAACUGAAGAAAUGCAUUUGGAGACAAUAAGACAUUCCUUUAAUCGUGCUUGUGAACAUUUAGCUAAGCUAUUUGGACUUGAUGGUGAUCCACAAUGUGUAAUUCUUCAGUUCUGGGCAAGAACAGAAGCCAUUCAUGGAAAUAGUAUGGAAAAGGCGAGAAGUUUGUGGGCAGAUAUUCUUUCUCAGGGGCAUUCAGCAUCAGCUUCUAGUUGGUUGGAGUAUGUUUCUCUGGAGAGAUGCUAUGGAGAUACUAAACAUCUUCGAAAACUAUUUCAAAAAGCUUUGACAGCUGUUAAAGAUUGGCCAGAAAGUGUUGCAAACGCUUGGAUUGAUUUCGAAAGAGAUGAAGGAACUUUAGAACAAAUGGAAUUUUGUGAAAUUAAAACUAAAGAAAAGUUACAAAAGGUUAUGGAAGAACGACAAAAAACACAAGCAAAAAUACAAGAACCUGAUACCCAACAAGUUUAUCAAAAGAGGCCAGAAAAGAGAAAACUUGAGAAAGAAGGAAGAUGGAAAAAUCUUGAUGUCACUAUGAGUAAAAUAAGUAGAAUUGAAAAAUCGACUUCAAAAGAAAGCAGUUCAAAUGCUGUAAAUGAUAAAGAAAAAGAGAAAAAAAUAACACCACCACCUGGAUACAAACCUAGUGAUGAGAAAACUGUUACAGAUGAUGAAGUUGAUGAGAAAAUAACCAUUUUUGUGAGUAAUUUAGAUUACACGGCGACUGAAGAAGAAAUAAGAACAGCUAUUCAAUCAGUAGGCCCCAUUACAAAAUUUAAAAUGGUUAAAGAUUAUAAAGGAAGGAGCAAAGGUUUUUGUUAUAUUCAACUAAGUAGUGCAAACGCUGUUGAAUUAGCAUUGAAAUUAGACAGAACACCAAUUAAUGGGCGACCAAUGUUUAUUUCUCGUUGUGAUCCUAAUAAAACUACUCGAUCAUCAGCUUUUAAAUAUGCUUGUGAUUUAGAAAAGAAUAAACUUUUUGUUAAAGGGCUUCCGGUUACUACAACAAAAGAAGAUCUUGAAAAUAUCUUCAAAGUUCAUGGAAAUUUAAAAGAUGUUCGUCUGGUAACUUAUCGUAAUGGUCAUUCAAAAGGACUUGCUUAUGUAGAGUUUGAAGAUGAAGCAAAUGCUUCAAAAGCACUUCUAGCAACUGAUGGUAUGACUAUUGGAGAUAAAGUAAUUAGCGUAGCUAUUAGUAAACCUCCUGAACGUAAAAAACUUCCUGAAGAGACUCAAAUAAAAUCACUCGGUGGAACCAGUGUUAGUAGAACCCAUUUAGGUGGUCCCAAAACGAUGUUAUCAAUGGUACCACGGAGUGUAAAAACUAAUAUAAAAAAUGGAACUACUAAUGAUAGUAGUGAAAGUGUUAAACCUAUGAAAAAUGAAGAUUUUAGAAACAUGCUUUUGAAUAAAAAAUAAAUUUAAAAAAAA